AAGCUACCUUCAUCCUUUGAUCUGCCAUUGAUCUAUAUAUCCUGUGACAUGCCGCGUUAUAGUCCAGACACCCAUCACGAUGUUUUCCCGGCGCUUUGAAACACGAGCCUAUCUCUGCUUGUAGACACCAGCACAAAAAUGAUCAGGUGGCCAGACUCAAAACGACAUUUGGUCAGACCAGUCGAAUCACCACCCUGCCCGAGCUUAUACGAUGCAACGUGAAGACUACUCAAAAAAGGCAGCGGUCGGCUAAGCUCCUUCGCAUAUUCUGCCGUACAACGAAGGCUGGCUCAAAAAGAACUUUGAGCUAUGAUGACCUUUCUCCCGUGCGCAUGGAUUGACCAUCGACCCUUUCGCCAUGUCGCUCAAUCGCUGGGCGACCCAGAAAGCUCUCCCCCAGUCUGUAAGCCGCACUCCUGCCCAGAGAUAUCGGGAUGUCUCCACUAGAAAGGCAAAGAGUCCUCGGUCUCGGCGCCCACCCCGAAAAAGCUGGGAGUCUGGAAAUGAAAAGUCCGAGUUCAACUGGGCUACCGACAAAGAUGAAGGCGUCGUCAAGGAUUUCGCCAAGGCUAGAAUCCUGCUCUACAUGCACGAAUCGGUCUAGUUUGGUGACUACAAGGUCAAGCAGUCCAUGAGAUACGUCACCCACAUCAUUUGGACAUGCUUGAAAGUCAAGAGAAUGGUUGUUGCUCAGCCCUGUGCCAUCGCGGUCUUCUACCGGCAAUCCCCUUUGACAGACCUGCAGACACCGGCCUAUUGUGCUUACUGCACACAGCUUGGAAGGUUUGGUCAUCGCGAAGACAGUAGUCUACGCUGAUACGGGCCGCGAGCUGUACCCCGUCAUGUCUGAAGCCAUUUUCACCAUCAUCUUCUUCGGAACUCCUCGAGGUUGCUACCAUUGCUUCUACCGCCGUCAUGUCCUCUCCCCUCGCCGAGAAAUGUCAGACCUUUAGUGAAAUAGCCCACAAGUUUUUGGAAAACAUGACUCCGAGAAACAGUUAUCUCAGGGCUGCCCGAAAAGAGUUUGCCACCUUGGUCACCAAGCUCUCUCCCAAGAUCCACGUCUUCUGCUUUUACGAAGAGCAACCGAUCAACCUCGCCGAAAUGGUACACCUGCUCAAAUUUGCCCAUUUCAGUUUUCCCCAAGGAUAACUAUUUUGUCCCCGAAGAAGUCGGCAACGCUUGCUGGCUACGAUGAACUAGGUCUAACUUGCAACCAUCGCAAUCUGGUCAAGUUCAAUGAGACAAAGGACGAAAUAUGGUCACAGGCCGGCUGUGAAAAGAAAUCAAGACUGCCAUUAGCAAUGCAUACCUCACGGCUAAAAAUCGCGUAUCGUGGCUUGGACUUACACCGACAAUGUUUUCGCGAACGGAACCACUUGGCCAUACAACCACUGGGCCCCGUUCUAGUAUUGGGGUCUGGUGUCGAGCCUUACAUGGUGCCCUACAGAUGUAGUUUCCUGCGUGGAGCCUGGUGCAUGGGGCUGGGACCUUAGGGAUGGGACGGGAUGAAAUGCAGAGGGUCGCGGACUCUGAGGGCUUGUAUCGAUAGGCGCAGUGUCUGGAAGGCAAGAAAA
Molecule: messenger RNA, 1577 nt
Organism: Neurospora crassa OR74A
Lineage: Eukaryota; Fungi; Ascomycota; Sordariomycetes; Sordariales; Sordariaceae
Exons: 3
Coding region: 359-604 (81 amino acids)
Source: RefSeq, a predicted model, not a curated record